AUGUUGGUACGUGGAGCUAGAAGAAACGUUGCCAGACUCGCCCAAUUGCCCGUAAUUAGAGCCUCCUAUGUGCGUUUGAACAGCACCGCGGCUUCUCCCGCCCCUGUGGACCCUAAAAUUGCCAAAAUCGUGGAAGAUAUCUCGAAGUUGACCCUUCUAGAGACAAGUUCGCUAAUUAGCGAACUGAAAACUCAACUAAACAUUCCUGACAUUGCUAUGCCCGUUGCAGGUGCUGUGCCCGCCGGUGGUGCCGCUCCAGCAGCUGCUGAAGAAGCCAAGGAAGAAGAAGUGAAAGAAGAAAAGACAAUCUUCUCUAUAAAGCUCGAGUCUUUUGACGCUAAGUCUAAGCCAAAGGUCAUUAAAGAAGUGAAAAAUCUACUGGGACUGUCAUUGGUGGAAGCCAAGAAGUUUGUGGAAGCGGCCCCUAAGGUAUUGAAGGAAAAUGUGGCUAAGGAGGACGCCGAUAAGAUUAAGGCCGCUUUGGAAGGUCUAGGUGCCAAAGUCGCAUUGGAGUAA
Molecule: messenger RNA, 516 nt
Organism: Lachancea sp. 'fantastica'
Lineage: Eukaryota; Fungi; Ascomycota; Saccharomycetes; Saccharomycetales; Saccharomycetaceae
Source: the annotation of a GenBank genome assembly